AAAAGAUCCGACUCUUUGCGAAUCGGACGUAGAGUCAACAUGGCAGAUGAAGCCACUAGGAAGGCAGUUUCUGAAAUACCGCUUUUAAAAACUAAUUCAGGACCGAGAGAUAAAGAACUAUGGGUUCAGAGACUUCGAGAAGAAUAUUUAGCUCUUAUUAAGUAUGUUGAAAAUAACAAAGCAGCCGACAAUGAUUGGUUCCGUCUGGAGUCCAACAAAGAGGGCACAAGGUGGUUUGGAAAAUGCUGGUAUAUUCACGAGCUUCUCAAAUAUGAAUUUGACAUGGAAUUCGACAUUCCAGUGACAUAUCCUGCCACAGCACCUGAAGUGGCCAUUCCUGAGUUAGAUGGGAAGACAGCGAAGAUGUACAGAGGUGGAAAAAUCUGUCUGACGGAUCACUUCAAGCCACUGUGGGCAAGGAAUGUCCCAAAGUUUGGUCUGGCUCAUCUUAUGGCUUUGGGACUUGGACCGUGGCUUGCAGUUGAGAUUCCAGACCUCAUCGCAAAAGGCAUAAUUCAGCAUAAAGAGCAACAAAACAGCUGAAAACAGUGGCAGCCUUUGCGUUUCACCAUGUCUUACUGACGCUAACACAGCUGACCAUCACAACGACGCCGGCCUGUUUUCCCUAUGUUCUGAAUUUUUUGUUUGCAACCUCACAGAAACCGUGUACUUCCCUUUCAUUCUUGUACAUAGAUCUGUUUUUUAUCACAGUAUUGGCAAGGUUUAUAAUACCUGUCUUAUGGAACAUGUACGUUUCUUCAUCAGUAAACCUGGGCGCAUAAACGUCGCUCUGUAUAAUGGUAUGGAUUAGGUAAACCUAGAAGUAGAAACUAUGCUAAAUUAUAAUCUUUUUCUCAGCUGGAAUAUUUCUUUGGUAACAGCGUUACAAAAAUGGUAAAAUAUGUUACCGUAUGUUUAUAAUUUGUAAAUUAAUUCAAUCGAAGGCGUCGUUUAAAUCUUAAGUGACAAAGUUUCUUGGCCUUAUUGCAGUUGUCCCAGAGUGGUAAUUAAGGAAGGACUUGGUGAUUUCCUUUUAUUAAAAAUUGUGGUUAUUUUUAAGGAAUUUAAAAGUGUAUACAUUAAAAUAUAUUUGCACAGUCAAA
This is a messenger RNA of Puntigrus tetrazona (Sumatra barb), 1103 nucleotides long. RefSeq names its product ubiquitin-fold modifier conjugating enzyme 1 (gene ufc1). Gene Ontology annotation, molecular function: UFM1 conjugating enzyme activity. NCBI's taxonomy places the organism in Eukaryota, Metazoa, Chordata, Actinopteri, Cypriniformes, Cyprinidae. The record is from RefSeq and is a predicted model, not a curated record. Gene Ontology annotation, biological process: protein K69-linked ufmylation. Gene Ontology annotation, cellular component: cytoplasm. The transcript has 6 exons. The coding region runs from base 40 to 543 and encodes 167 amino acids.